AUGCCCUCAAAAGAGAAAAAAACUGCAGGAACGGAGGAAACUGAAGAGGUGGAUUGCGACGUGGAGGAAAAGGAGCCAAAACCGAAAGGGAAGAGCAAGUCUGACGCCAACGGAGACACCAAGCCAGACGGACAGAAGAAGAGGAAGAAACACAAGAGCCCAGAGGAGUCUGAGGAGGAACCAGAGAAAGACAGGAAGAAAAAAGGGGAACGCCACGAUAAGAAGAAAGAGAAAAAAGAUAAGAAGGAAAAGAAAGCAGAAGAUGAGCAAGAGAAGGGGGAGGGGGAUGAAGUGAUUGAAAAUGAGGAAGAGGGGGAUGAAGUGAUUGAAAAUGAGGAAGAGGGGGAUGACGAGCAGAACAACAAUGACAACAUCAAACCCAAGAAGAAGAAAUCCGAAGAAGAGGACAUGACCGAGGGAGAAGUUAAAGAGGAGAAGAAGAAGAAGAAGAAGAAGAAGAAGUGGUCUUCCGAGGGAGACCAACAGGGAGAGGAGGAGAUGGGGUCCAAAGACAGGAAGUCCAAAGAUGGAGGGAAGAAGAAGAAGAAAAAGAAGAAGAAGCCGAAGAAGGGAUCGGCCGACAGCGACGAGGACAAGAAAGAGAAGAAAGAGAAGAAGGGGAAAAAGAGCAAGGCCAAGCAGGUGGACUACGCUGAGAUCUACCACAAUGAGCUGCUGACCUACCAAACAGACUCCUCCGAUGGCUAUGAGGAUGAGUACCACAAAAAGAAAGUGUAUGAGGUGGUGACUGUCACAGGUGAUGUGAGAGGGGCAGGCACAGACGCCAAUGUGUUUGUCACUCUUUUUGGAGACUUUGGCAUCACUCCCAAAGUGCACCUGGCCAGCAAAAGCCGAACGGCAUUUGAGAAAAAUAAGACGGACGUGUUCCGGAUUAAAACACACAAUGUUGGGCCCUUGAAGAAGCUGAGGAUUGAACAUGACAACACAGGUGGCUUGAACGCCAGCUGGUUCCUGGACCGGGUCGUGGUGACCGAUAUGAAUCGUCCACACCUGCGGUUCUACUUCCCUUGCAAUAACUGGCUGAGCCGUGAGGAGGGGGACGGCCUGUAUGUCAGAGACCUGCUGGGCAGCCUCAACCCCAUGGACGUCCCCAAACUGAAUAAAUACAUAGUGAGUGUGUUCACUUCUGCUGAGAAGGGCAGCGGGACAGAUGCUGACGUCUUCCUGAAUAUCUUUGGAGAGCAUGGAGAUACAGGGGAGAGACGGCUGGACAGUGACAAAGAUAAUUUUGAGCGAGGCACGGAGGACAAGUUUACUAUUGAAACACCAAACCUGGGAAGGCUAAAGAAAAUCACCAUUGGCCACAACAACAGGGGCUCAUCAGCUGGAUGGUGUCUGGAUAAGGUGGUGAUUGAUGACAUGGGGAACAAGGAGGUGUAUGAGUUUCCAGUGAAUCGCUGGUUCGCCAUGGACGAGGAAGAUGGAAAGAUACAGAGAGAUGUGUUGGUGGGAGCAACACAGCCCAUGGCGGUUGUGUACAACGUCCAGGUGAUGACGGGCAACGUGAGAGGUGGGGGCACCAACUCUAAGAUCCACAUCAUCAUGCACGGCACCAAGGGCCUGAAGAACAGCGGCAAGGUGUUCCUGGAGGGUGGUGCAUUCGAACGGGGGCUCAUCGAUAUCUUCAACGUGGAGAUUGCUGCGUUGCUCAGCCCACUCAGCAGGGUCACCAUCGGACACGACAACGGAGCUGUUGGGGCCGGCUGGUAUUGCGAAAAGGUGACAGUGUACUGCCCAUUCACAGGCAUUGAGCAGACGUUUCCCUGUUGCAAGUGGCUGGAUGAGGAUGAGGGAGACGGACUGAUCGAGAGGGAGCUGUACGAGAUGGUGUCCCUCAGGCAGAAGAAACUUAAGAAGUACCCAUGGUCCCUGUGGAUCUGGACGUCAGACGUGAAGGGGGCAGGGACGGACGCCCAGGUCUUCCUGCAGAUCUACGGUGAGAAGGGCAAGUCAGACGAGAUGAGACUUGAGAACAACUCAGACAGCUUUGAGCAGGCUCAGCUGGAUAAGUUCAUGAUUGAGAUGCCAGACAUUGGAAAACUGACGAAGGUCCGUAUCUGGCACGAAAAGAGACAUCCUUUCGCAGGCUGGCAUUUUGCUAGGGCCACGGUGAUGAAGACUCUGACGAGGGAGAAGUACUCAUUUAACUGUGGCCGCUGGCUGGACAUCAACGAGGACGAUAAUGAGAUCAUCAGAGAGCUGCCUGCCACCGGAGCUCUCAUCCCAGAGCCUUUACCAUUGCUGAAGUAUCGCAUCACCAUCUGUACGGGGAAAGUGAGUGGAGGAGGCACUGAUGCCAGCGUAUUCCUUAAUGUGAUCGGGGACCUGGGAGACACAGGGGAUCGACUCAUGUUCCUCAGCAAAAACAACGUCAACAAGUUUGAAAAGGGCAACGCCGAUGAGUUCCUGAUCGAGGCAGUGUCUUUGGGGCAGGUGCGCAGGGUGCGUAUCGGCCAUGAUGGGAGGGGUGGAGGCUGCGGUUGGUUCCUGGAUAAGGUGCUGGUCAGGGAGGAGGGCCAACCAGAGUCUGCGGCCAUAGAGUUCCCCUGUAACAGGUGGUUGGACCGGAAUGAGGACGAUGGACAGAUUGUCCGUGAGUUAGUGCCAGCAGGGGAUGGUCUGCGUCUCCACAAUGUCAACUACCAUAUCUCGGUGAAGACAGGCAACAUCAACGGGGCCAGCUCGGACUCCAAGGUGUUUGUCAAGCUGUACGGGGAGAAGGGCGACACCACAAGGAUACUCCUGUUGGUCUCGGACAACGACCUGAGUAACUACUAUGAGACGGGCCAAACUGAUAUCUUCACCGUCGAGACCUAUGACAUCGGACAAAUCCACCGUCUGCUGAUUGGCCACACUAACGAGGGUCUGCGUGCUGGUUGGUUCCUGGACAGUGUCCAGAUCAUUGUGCCGGCCCAUGGGAAGCAGUACCAGUUCCCCAGCCAUCGCUGGCUCUGUAAGGAUGAGGCUGAUGGCAAGGUGGAGGUGGAAAUCUACCCCAGCGAGACCAUGGACAUCGAGAAAUUGAUUAACUACGAGGUCACGGUGGUCACGGGGAACAUGCGCAAUGGUGGCACAAACGCCAAUGUGUUCUGCCAGAUCUACGGAGAGGAGGGCAAGACUGAGCUCAUCAGCCUCAAGAGCCGCUCCAACAACUUUGAGCGCGGGACCACAGAGAUCUUUAAGAUCGAGGCGCUGAACGUUGGCAAAUUAUUCAAGAUCCGCAUCGGGCACGACGGUUCGGGCGUGGGCGACGGGUGGUUCCUUGAGACGGUGGACAUCAAACGGCUCACCAUGGCCAUGGAUGAGGAGGAGGAGGAGUAUGUGACGGAGCUCCAGGAGGUGGUGGAGAGCGUGACGUUCCCCUGUCAUCGCUGGCUGGCCCGCGACGAGCAGGACGGGGAGAUCGUGGUGGAGCUCCUCCCCGAGGACCCCGGAGACCUGGAGGAGAACUCCUAUGAGGUCCAUGUGUUUACUGGCCCCAUGUGGGGAGCAGGAACCGAUGCCAACGUGUACAUCAACAUCUAUGGAGAGAUCGGUGACACGGGCGAGCGGAAACUCAGAAAGUCCAACAACCUCAACAAAUUUGAGAAGGGGCAGGAGGACGUGUUCUCCAUUCCGGCCAUCGAUCUGGGCAUUCUGAAGAAGCUGAGGAUUCGUCACGACAACAGCCAGCCUCAUGCGGCCUGGUUCCUGGACAGGGUGGAGAUAGUAGACAACAAAGACGACACCACGUACUACUUCCCAUGUAAACGGUGGCUGGCCAUCGAUGAGGAUGACGGACAGAUUGCCAGGGAGCUGGUCCCUGUGGACGAGGCCUUUAUGAAGAAGGGUAAUGAUGAUGAUGAUGAUGAUGAUGAUGAUGACGACGAGGAAGACUCCAGUGCAACACUCGGCCUGGAGCAGAAGGCCAUGUCCACCACCUACACAAUGAGGGUAAAGACUGGAGACAAGAAGUAUGCAGGCACUGAUGCCAACGUGUUUGCCAUCCUGUACGGCACAAAGGAUGAUACAGGCAUCAUAAUGGUGAAAGCAUCCAAGUUCCAUAAAGAAAAGUUUGAGCAGGCCAUGAUCGAUGAGUUUACAGUGGAAGCUGUGGAUAUUGGAACACUGAAGAAAAUACGCAUAGGGCAUGACAACUCAGGGGCGGCAUCGGGCUGGUUCCUGGACUGGGUGGAGGUGGAUGCCCCCUCCUUGGGCCAGAGGCUGAGGUUCCCCUGUGGUCGCUGGCUGGACAAGGGAGAGGACGACGGGGCCAUCGUCAGGGACCUCUUCCCUGCAGACCUCCAGACUGAGCUCUACACACCAUUUGUGCCCUAUGAGAUCAAGACUUUCACCAGUGACCUGUUUGCAGCGGGUACAGACGCAGACGUGUUCAUCGUGCUCUACGGCCGAGACGGGGUGUGCACCCAGCAGAGGUCUCUCUGUGUCAACAAGAGGGAGAGGACCAUGUACUUUGAGAGGGGAGCUGAGGACAUGUUCAUCGUUGAGUUGGAGGACGUGGGUGAUGUCAUAGAGAAGAUCCGUAUUGGUCAUGACAACAGAGGGAUAAACGGAGGCUGGCACCUGGACAGAGUGGAGAUCAGACGACUGCUGAGGAAGGGGAAGGGGUCGGAGACCAUAAUCUUCCCAUGUGAGCGCUGGCUGGCCAGGUCAGAGGAUGACGGAGAAACAGUGAGAGAGUUAGUACCUUCUGACAUCAUAACGGAGAAACUACUACGAGAUGGUACCCUGAAAGUCAGCGAGAAUGAGGUGGAAGAUGCACUGGAGACUCACACUUACAAAGUGUCUGUGAUGACGGGCGAUGUUUACGACGCAGGCACUGAUGCCAACGUCUUCCUGACCAUCUACGGAGACCUGGGAGACACCGGCGAGCGUAAACUCAGCAAGUCUGAGACCAACGGCAACAAGUUUGAGAGAGGAGCGGUGGAUAAGUUCACCAUUGAGGCGGUGGACCUGGGCCAGGUGUUUAGAAUGAAGAUUUGCCAUGACAACAGCAUGAUGAGUGCUGAUUGGUACCUGGACCAGGUGGAGGUGGUUGACGAGGAUACGGAGGAGGUCUUCCUGUUCCUGUGUGAGCGCUGGCUGUCCAGGAAGAGAGAGGACAGGCGCAUCGAAAGGAUGUUCUAUGUCAAGGGUUACGAGGGGGAGAGGGAGACUCUCCAAGGCAGUAAGAAGAGCUCAGCCCUGAUCAUGAAGAGUGUGGACAGCAACAUGAAUAAUAAGAAGAAGAAGGAGGAGAACAUCCAAGAGGAGAGUGCAAUCAUCCCAUACCACUUCACCAUCUCCACGGGGGCAGAGAAAGAUGCCAGUACCAGCAGCAGGGUCUAUGUGAUCAUCAUGGGGCCAAACCACACCCAGACAAAGAGGCUGUGGCUGGACCUGCCUGGGGGGAAGAAGUGCUUUGAGUCUGGGUCUCUGGAGUCCUUCGAGGCUCAUGGAGCUGACGUUGGAGAGAUAAAAAAAUUGGAGCUCGGACACGACGGCGCCACUCCGGAGAGCUGCUGGUUGGUUGAUGAGCUAGCUGUUGCCGUGCCAACCAAAGGGGUUAAAUACAUUUUCCAGUGUAAGUGCUGGUUGGCCAAAGAUCGGGGCGAUGGACUGACUGCCAGGGUGUUCAACGUGUUGGAUGCAGAUAGCAUCACCAUCUCCCAAAAGAUCAUCUAUGAGGUGACAGUGGUGACGGGAGAUGUUCAGAACGCUGGGACAGACACCCAGAUCUACCUGUCUGUGUUUGGGGCCAACGGCACCACAGAGGAGAUCCUGCUGCAGAAAAACGAGGACAGGUUUGAGCGAGGUCAGGAGGACACGUUCAGCCUGGAGGUCGAUGACAUCGCUCCCCUGAGGAAGAUGAGGGUCCGUAUUGACGGCUCUGGUAGCCGACCUGACUGGUUCCUGGCUAAGAUCAUCAUGCGUAACCUGACUACAGAGGAGGUGUCUGUGUUCACCUAUGAGGAGUGGCUGUCUAAGACCAAAGGACCCAAGCGGACCAUGAUCUGUGAGAUGGCUGCCGUGGUGGACGAGGAGGAGAUGGUGGAGAUCACCACCUACAUUAUCCAGGUCAAGACCAGCGACAUCGGAGGGGCAGGCACUGACGCCAACGUGUGGAUCAUUGUGUUUGGGGAGUGCGGUGACACUGGGACCCUGGCGCUGAAAGAGUGCCAGAAAUCCAACAAGUUUGAGCGCAAGCAGACAGACGUGUUCCGUUUCCCUGACGUGCUCAGCCUCGGGGAGCUCUCUAAGGUCCGGGUCUGGCACGACAACACAGGGCCUGCUCCAGGAUGGCACAUAGAAUACAUUGAUGUGAAGGAUGAGGCCAUGGACAAGACAUUCCGCUUCCCCUGCGACCGCUGGUUGGCCAAGAACGAGGAAGAUGGUCAGAUUAUGAGGGAGUUGGCUUGUGCCAACAAUGACAUUUUAGACCUCAACGAGAAGACCAAAUAUGAAAUUAUUACCACCACGGCCGACACAGACAACGCAGAGACCAAAGAGAACGUCUGGAUCGCAUUGGAGGGGAAGAAGGGACGUUCAAAAGAAUUUGUGAUGGAGAACUCAUCAAAGAAAAAGAGGUUCUUGCGGGGAAGCAAGGACAAGUUUGAGUUCUCCUCCAAACAGCUUGGUGACAUCGCUGGCAUCUGCCUGGGCCAUACCCCCAAGGAUGGGAAGAAGGUGAAAGGGGAGGCGUUUUGGCAUGUGGAGGAGGUCGUUGUCAUAGAGAAAGAGCUGGGCAACAGGUUCAUAUUCAUCUGCAACGCCCUGAUCCCCCUCUCCCCGAAGAGGGACGAGUUUGUGACCAUCGAGUGCACCAAGGCCAUCGAGAGCUUCGCCAGCAAAGCCCGCAGCCUGGUGCCCGUCAAGUACGAGAUCAUCAUCAUCACGGGCGACGAGAAGGGGGCGGGCACCGAUGCCAAUGUCUUCAUCACCAUCUACGGCUCCAAUGGUGACUCGGGCCGCCGGUCGCUACGGCAGAAGUUCCGCAACCUGUUUGAGCGUGGCCAGACUGACCGCUUCCUGCUGGAGAUGCUGGAUAUGGGUGAGCUGCUGAGGGUGUGUGUGGAGCACGACAACACCCGCCUCAGCCCCGGCUGGCUGCUGGACCGCGUGGAGGUCACCAACACGGCCAACGGCGUCACCACCAUCUUCCUGUGUGGAAAGUGGCUGGACACCAAGAAGGCGGACGGACAGAUCUUUAGGGUCCUCUACCCAAAGUACUAAACACCUCAUAUUGAGACUUCUCCACUAUAUGAAAAAACGUAUGUUAAGCCUCAGGACUCAAUUGCACAGCAGAGCAGGAGAGAGGCCUCGCAGUGUGUUGGACUCUAUCCAAGCAUCUCCAUAAUGGAGCAAAACAAACUCUUUGAAUGGAGUUUGGAUGUGGGCAACUGUUUCAUUUUUAUAAUUGCCUCAAUAUGGUCAU
This is a messenger RNA of Coregonus clupeaformis (lake whitefish), 7435 nucleotides long. Its product is annotated as lipoxygenase homology domain-containing protein 1-like. Gene Ontology annotation, molecular function: protein binding. The record is from RefSeq and is a predicted model, not a curated record. Lineage: Eukaryota; Metazoa; Chordata; Actinopteri; Salmoniformes; Salmonidae.